AUGAAGAGAGUACUUUCCUGUUUGCUAACAGGGGUGAGAAGCAGCAAGUUGUUGAGCCAGUUGAUCGGAGCUCCAGUAGUGAAAAGACUGAAAAACACUCCUUCAAUGACACCAAAAGGUUAUGUUCCUGUUUGUGUUGGCGUGGAUGGGGAUACGAAACGUUUCAUGAUUCAUACCACAUUGUUUCGCCAUGCAGACUUCUCGGAGUUGCUGUAUAAGUCAGCUGAGGAAUAUGGUUUCUGCAACGAUGGGGUUUUGAGGAUUCCAUACGAGGCCAAGGAUUUUGAGAAUCAUUGGAUGAUCAAAAGGUCCAAACCCAAGAUUUAUAAGACUCUGCUGGAUAAUCUCUGUAGGCUCUACACAAAAGCCUUGCAGACUUUGCACAUUAAUCUACAGUCUUCAUGA
Molecule: messenger RNA, 405 nt
Organism: Pyrus x bretschneideri (Chinese white pear)
Lineage: Eukaryota; Viridiplantae; Streptophyta; Magnoliopsida; Rosales; Rosaceae
Product: auxin-responsive protein SAUR72-like
Exons: 2
Coding region: 1-405 (134 amino acids)
Biological process (GO): response to auxin
Source: RefSeq, a predicted model, not a curated record